AUGCUGCCUUACCUGUUCCCUGAGUUGUCCACCUUUGCUACAGUCGCCGAUCUCAUCACCCACCUUCGCACUAGUGACGCUCGCCUGCGUGCCGCCCUUCCCACCGAGUUCUGCGCUAAGAACCCCCCUCCACUGUACUGGACGCUCCAUUUCAUAGUCACCCGUCUCCCUGACACCCUCAGCUCAGUCCGAGACUACUUCCUUGCCCGCUGUCCCACUGAGCUCACAGUCGCCCUCCUAGAGGAGAAGCUGCUAGCAGCCGAGAAGAGCAUUGUCGCUGUAGGUGCUGCUCGUGGCGCUCCUCGCACCCCCGUCUUUGAGGGGUGUUCUCCCUCUCCCCUCGCUCCCUCCUACGCUACUGCUGCUGCUGUUGACCUCCUUGGUGCUGAGUCUGCUGGCGCUGCUUCUGCUCCUGGUGGGAGGCGCCGCACCGGCAAGGGCAAGGGGGGCAAGGGUGGUGGUGGUGGCGCUGGGGGGGGAGGUGGUGGGGGAGGUGGGGGAGGAGGCGGUACCGGAGGGAGCGGUGGCGAGAGUGCUGGUGGGGGUGGAGGCAGCGGUGGGGGCGGGGGCGGCGGAGGGAGUGGUGGCAGCGGUGGCGGCGGUGGCAGCGGUGGUGGCAGUGGUGGCGGUGGCAGCGGCAGCGGUGGCGGUCGGGGCGGCGGUAGUGGCGGUGGUAGUGGUCGGAGUGUGGGCCCCAGCUCGGGCCAGUCCUCGCAGCAGCAGCAGCGUCCUCAGACGACCCAGCAGCUCCGUGAGUGGCUUGCUCAGCGUGGGACGUCGAGAGGCAGUGGUCGCUGUUCCUAUGUCAUUCGCACAGGUGAACGCAAGGGGCAGAAGUGUGGGAGGUUCCACACCCAGUACCGCUGCUUCUCCCGCCUUGACGACGCUUGGCGUGAGGAGAUGGGCGAGGAGGUUGAGCGCCCCCGCUGGGCUGAUCUGAUGAGGGCUGGUGUUGAUAUCUUUGCUCUUGAUUAUGAUGCUAUUAUUGCUGCCAUGUAUGCAUUGACUGUUAGUGCUGAGGGGGACUGUUACUUGUGUGUGCCGCCUGACCCAGGUAUAGAGCCCACUGCCCUAGGUACCAGCGAGUCUGCUCUCUCAGGUACUGUGCCUUCCGAGGCUACUCCCUUCGGUACACCCCCUCCUGCUAGCGAGUCUGCGCUCUCAGGUACUGCGCUCGCUGAGGCCUUGCACACCUUCACGCUUGACUCAGGUGCUUUCCGCUGCUUCUUUCGUGACAGUACUGAGCUCACUCCCCUCCCUGCACCAGUUCCAGUCUCCCUGGCUGACCCCUCCGGGGGUCCAGUUCUUGCACGGUCUACCACUGUGCUUCCCUGUCCGGCGGUUCCGUCUGGCUCGUCGUCGGGUUUCCACCUCCCCUCGUUCUCUACGAACUUGGUGAGCACCGCUGUUAUCUAG
Messenger RNA from Closterium sp. Yama58-4, 1416 nucleotides. The record is from the annotation of a GenBank genome assembly. NCBI's taxonomy places the organism in Eukaryota, Viridiplantae, Streptophyta, Zygnematophyceae, Desmidiales, Closteriaceae.